Paraphaeosphaeria sporulosa is the source of this 645-nucleotide messenger RNA. Its product is annotated as ALDH-like protein. The transcript has 5 exons. Gene Ontology annotation, molecular function: aldehyde dehydrogenase (NAD+) activity. The record is from RefSeq and is a predicted model, not a curated record. NCBI's taxonomy places the organism in Eukaryota, Fungi, Ascomycota, Dothideomycetes, Pleosporales, Didymosphaeriaceae. Bases 1 to 645 code for a protein of 214 amino acids.
AUGGUCUGCGCUGUAGAGAACAAACUUGGAAUCUUGGCACUUUGUAACUUCCUCAAAGGAGCCAAUUUUCCGCCCGGCGUGAUCCAAAUCGUCUCUGGCGAUAGCAAGGUGGGAUUAAUGCUUGCCAGCCAUAUGGAUAUCAACAAGAUCUCGUUUACAGGGAGUGCCUUCGAUGGCAAUGAAGUGCAGGAACUGGCUGCGAAGAGCAACUUGAAGUGUGUCGUUCUUGAACUAGGUGGCAGAUCAACCUCGCUCAUUUUCUCGGAUGCCAACCUUAAAAAUGCGAUCCAGCACCACAGUCGAGGUUUUUUAUUCAAUACUGCCCAAGCGUGCAUCGUUGCUUCCCGAACCUUCAUUGAAGAGUCCAUCGCUCCCAAAUCUAUCGAAAAGCUGAAAAUGCGGUACGAAGAGCUGGCCCACGCAACGGGCGACCCAGCAGAUAGCAAAACUCCUAAGGACGACGCACGCAUCUAUCGCGAAGAAAUAUUCGGGCCUGUGAUACCUAUUCGCACGUUCAAGACAGAAAAAGAGGCAAUAAAACUAGCCAACGAUACCAACUACGGUUUAUCAUGUAUGCAGCAUAUUCAGGUUCUUAAUGGGACUUUUGCUGACUCUUCACAGCAUGCAUCUUCACGACUUCUGUGA